Pseudozyma hubeiensis SY62 is the source of this 996-nucleotide messenger RNA. Its product is annotated as isocitrate lyase/malate synthase. The transcript has a single exon. NCBI's taxonomy places the organism in Eukaryota, Fungi, Basidiomycota, Ustilaginomycetes, Ustilaginales, Ustilaginaceae. Gene Ontology annotation, molecular function: catalytic activity. The coding region runs from base 1 to 996 and encodes 331 amino acids. The record is from RefSeq and is a predicted model, not a curated record.
AUGACAUCUUCGUCUUCCGCAGCCUCCAGCGGCUCGACCGCAAGAACGCCAGCCGCGCGUCUGCGCGAGCUCCUCUCGCAACCCUCCAUCGUCGUGGCUCCCGGUGUCUUCGACGGCAUCUCUGCUCGGAUGGCACUUCAAGCAGGACACAAGGCGCUGUAUCAGACCGGAGCGGGAACUUCAGCGUCGAGACUCGCACGUGCAGAUCUCGGGUUCUUGGGCAUGUCGGACAUAAUCGGUGCUGCAGGUGUGUCGAUCAUGGCUGAUCCGACCAUGAUGACGCCGGUGAUUGCGGAUGCUGAUACUGGAUUCGGAACUGCGCCACAAGUCGCACGCACAGUAGCAGAGUAUCAUCGCUCCGGGAUCGCCGCCCUACACAUCGAAGACCAAGUGCAAUCCAAACGCUGCGGUCACCUCGACUCGAAACAGAUCGUCUCGCAAUCCGAAUUCCUCUCGCGCAUCACCGCCGCCGUCCACGCACGAGACUCUCUCCCCUGUUCCCCCACCGAUCGCAUUCUCAUCAUCGCCCGUACCGACGCCCUCGCCGUCUCUGGCAUCGACGAAGCCAUCCAACGCCUGCAACUCGCUGCGGCCGCAGGUGCCGAUAUGGGGUUCCUCGAAGGAAUGCGUUCCAAUUCCGAAGUCGAACAAGCUUUUGCCCAGCUACCUCAAGGUUGGCCGAUGAUGGCGAAUUGCGUCACGGGUGGCAAGAGCCCACUAUGGACCGCCAAGGAGGCGCAGGAGCUGGGUUUCAGGCUGGCUAUCUUCCCGUGUGCUGGCCUUUUCCCUGUGGCAAAAGCCCUGUUGGCUAGCUACACGCAUCUCAUGCACGACGGGAUCGGGAUCGAGGCCGAGACGAGCAAGGAGAAGGCGUUGGUGGAUCUAGGUGGCGCGGAUCCGAUGGGAUUGAGAAACUUUUUCAGGGAUAUGGGGCUGGAGCACGAGGUCGAGAUCGACAGGCUGGCUGCUAGCGGCGCUGGGCUAGGUGACGUGUGA